CAAAGAAACGUAACAAUGGCUCAACAGGAAAUUUUUGAAGUUAUGGCACCAGUUUCUGUAGAAAAAAUCUAUGGGAACGAGGGAGUAGGAGCGCACCAAGACGUAAAUGUGUGGAGGGCUCAAAUAGAUUCCAUCCCUCAAGGUGUUUAUAUGAUCGGGGAUGUUGCAUUCGGAGCACAUACGUCUUCCUUUCCUCUACACGCUGUGGUUCUGGUGAAGCCCUUGUUCGAGUACGACCAUCUUGGCGACAUUAUCAAAGCUCCGUGUUCCUACGAGGAAAUUUGGACCGGCAAGAGGUCCAGGGGUCGACAGGAUGGCUCCUUUUGGCGAGUGCAUGCUCCUCCAGGCUAUGUAGCCUUAGGUGAUGUGGCAUGCAAUAACUGGUCUCAGCCGACCCCUGAAUUUACCUCCAAGUAUGCCUGCAUCCGACAAGAUUUGCUUUCUGCCCAUGCUGAGCUGUCUUCUCCCGCUUUGUGGACCGAUAGGGGCUCCGGAGCAGAGCGAGAUGUUUCUCUAUGGACAGUGCGAGGCUUUUACCAGCCGACUGGAUGUUUUAAAGCCCAUAAAGGUUACCAGAAACCAAAUUUGGAAGUAUUCACUCUACCAGUCGCCAAGAUAUACAGGAAGGAGUGCUCCAAUAAUCUGAAUAACUAACUUUUAUAUCGAUGAAGGUAGUGCAACUUAAGAACUAACUGCAAUCGCUUUUUAAAAGAAUAACAAAACUUGUUCAUCGCCGGUUAAAGAACCUUGGAUAGCACUAGGUAGGACAAACAGGACACUCUUAAAUUUGCUUAGGAACACUUAACUUCGAUUACUUGGACUUUGGAAUUUGCGGGUAACUCGCUAUAUCAGCAAGAAAUAUUUAGCGUACGUCAUUUUGGAUAUGCAGUUCCAUAGAUUUUUCUCAGUUGUGUAUGAGCAUUAUAGUAUCGAUCACAAAGUCUUUUUUAUAUUGAAUUUGAAGCUGAAUUUUGGCUACUCAGAAUGAAUCAUUACGACUUGGCGGGGGUAAUGUAAGCUAAAACCUUUGUAGUGUUCACUGAGGUAUCAAUAAACCAAAC
Molecule: messenger RNA, 1061 nt
Organism: Pocillopora verrucosa
Lineage: Eukaryota; Metazoa; Cnidaria; Anthozoa; Scleractinia; Pocilloporidae
Source: RefSeq, a predicted model, not a curated record